This is a messenger RNA of Maudiozyma saulgeensis, 2574 nucleotides long. NCBI's taxonomy places the organism in Eukaryota, Fungi, Ascomycota, Saccharomycetes, Saccharomycetales, Saccharomycetaceae. The record is from the annotation of a GenBank genome assembly.
AUGACAACAGAUAUUAAUUACACAAACCGUCGUCAUACAUAUUAUGGUGGAAGCACCACCAUAACUAUCCCUCAUCCAAAUGUAUCUAAUCCUCAUGCAUCAACACAUUUGACUACUAGUCCCGAAAAUAAAACUCAAAGAAAGAAAUAUCCAUCAUUUGGCCCAUAUAUAAUAGGUUCUACAUUAGGUGAAGGUGAAUUUGGUAAAGUGAAAUUAGGUUGGUCAAAAGCUAAUACUAGUAGUUUUGAAAUACCAAGACAGGUAGCGAUUAAAUUGAUUAAAAGAGAUACUAUUAAGAAAAAUUCAAAUAAAGAAAUUAAAAUAUACAGAGAAAUUAAUGCAUUGAAACAAUUAAAUCAUCCAAAUAUUGUAAAAUUAGAUGAGGUAUUACAAAAUUCAAAAUAUAUUGGUAUUGUAUUAGAAUAUGCCUCUGGUGGUGAAUUUUAUAAAUACAUUCAACGAAAGAAAAGAUUAAAAGAACAGCCUGCAUGUAGACUCUUUGCACAAUUGAUUAGUGGUGUCUCGUAUAUACAUUCAAAGGGUUUAGUCCAUAGAGAUCUUAAAUUGGAAAAUUUAUUAUUGGAUAAAAAUGAAAAUCUUAUAAUAACGGAUUUUGGUUUUGUUAAUGAAUUUUUCUCAUCAAAUGAAUUAAUGAAUACUUCAUGUGGUUCACCUUGUUAUGCUGCUCCUGAAUUGGUGAUAAGUACAAGACCUUAUGAGGCAAGAAAAGCUGAUAUUUGGUCCUGUGGUGUGAUAUUGUUUGCCAUGUUAGCUGGUUAUUUACCAUGGGAUGAUGAUAUUGAAAAUGCAGAUGGUAACGACAUAGCGAGACUUUACAGAUACAUUACACAAACGGCAUUAAAAUUUCCAGAAUAUAUUAGUCCCUUACCAAGAGAUUUAUUAAGACAUAUAUUAGUCCCGGAUCCAACAAAAAGGGUCAAUUCGCAUUACAUUAAAGAACAUAAAUGGUUAACAUCUCACUUACCUUUCCUUUCCAUAACUCCUGAUGAAUGGGAUAAAAUUGCAUUUUCUAAAAACAUUUUAAGGUUACCAAAACAUACAAAUAAACAAAAUAUGAACAGUAAUAGUAAUAAUAGUAACAACAACAACAAUCAUGAUAAUCAAAAUAAUAACUUAAAUCAUCAUUUCAAUAAACCUCGUCCUUUAUCUGCAUGUUCCACAAGCUCUACAAACUCAAAUGGUGAAAAGAGAGAUUCAUUAUUAAUAGACUCAACAUUACUAGUGUUCCCUGUCCCUCCAAGAGAAUCUCAAUCACACGUUCUAACCAUGCCAUCAUUACCGUCACCGGAGAGAAGACCAUCUUCUUCUAGAAAUGGUCAUACUAGAAGUAAUUCAGCAGCUUCAUUAGCCUUACAAGCUGUUGUUGACGCGGAACGUGAAUUGUUACUCCAAAGGAAUAGAACAAGCAGCAUCACAUCUACUAAUACCAAUAAUAAUUAUGCUAUUAAAUCCGAAAAUGGUCCAUUAUCAAGAAGAUCAACAUCGUCUCAUAGUGAACGAAACAUUCUAUAUAACGCAAAUUCACCUAUCAUCAGUUUAUCUAAUAUGAACGCAUUUGGCAUCUCAACAUCGUCAUCUUCACAGAAUGGCGAUAGUUCCUUAAUGAACAAAAAUAGUGCCAUAUUAGAGAGCCCGACAAAGACAUCAAUCAUUAAUAAUGAUGUUUUCAAUGAAUUACGAUUACAGGAUAAUCAAUCCAAGAACACUUCAUAUUUCCAUUCUCAUACGAAUAAUGGACAUAGAAAAUUAAGACCAACAAGUUAUCAUCCUGGUAAUUUUUCUACGGUAUUAGAACAAAAUGGAUCGAAUAUCGAUGCAUGGUCUCCAUCAAUGUUAAAUAAAACUAGCGGUGUGACCAUUAGAAAAGAAUUAUCACCAUUUGAAUCACCUCCCAAAUUACAAAGAGCCUCUGAUGGAGCUAGAUCUGCUCAUUCUCUCGAGAUGUCUCCUAAAUUAUACCCACGCAGAUCCUUCUCAAUUAAGAGUAAAAUUUCGUUGGAUGUAGAGAGUGUCUCUGGUGAUUUAAUUAAAUCUACGGGAAAUAUUGACACUACUAUUAAGAAGUUACAUGAACAAGUUGAUGAAAUAGCAUUAAAACCCAAAAAUAUCAAUGAUAAAGAGAUUCAAUCACCAACGAAUACUAAUACGCAAACAAAUGGAGAUGCUUUGUCUGAUUUACCACCAAGAAUGAAACCAAUUGAUCAUACAUCUAAGAAAAGGUUUAGUCUAUUUCCAUUCUAUUCCGGUUAUCAGGAUAAUUUAUCAUAUAGACAGCAAGAUGGUAAAGAGAAUGUCAUGUAUGAUUCAUCUACCAUUAGUGGCGUUAACUCUAGAAGGACACUAAAUAAGCAUAAUCCGCAUAACAAUUCAAAACAAAGGGCAUCAAUUAUGAUAUCUUCAAUGAAUGAAUAUCAACCAUCAUUACCAACAAUGAGGGAACAUCCUGAUGAUCAUGAGGAUAUUCUUCAACAUCCAACGUAUCAAAAUUCACAUCGUCCAUCAACGACAAGAAAAGUCAUCAACUUCUUCAAGACAAGAAGUGUUAGAUUGUAA